Cydia pomonella (codling moth) is the source of this 10187-nucleotide messenger RNA. RefSeq lists its product as uncharacterized. Gene Ontology annotation, cellular component: nucleus. Lineage: Eukaryota; Metazoa; Arthropoda; Insecta; Lepidoptera; Tortricidae. The record is from RefSeq and is a predicted model, not a curated record. Gene Ontology annotation, molecular function: histone H3K9 methyltransferase activity; protein binding; DNA binding. Gene Ontology annotation, biological process: heterochromatin organization; negative regulation of gene expression. The transcript is spliced from 35 exons. The coding region runs from base 237 to 8420 and encodes 2727 amino acids.
CAAACAAAUGUAUUGCUGCUGUUUAUGCCGUUUGUAAUGGCCGAUAGCUCUAUUUCUUCGUCAUUAUUAUACCAAAAUAGAUCACAAAUGUGUUAAAUUUAAUAACUAAUUAGUCCUUGAUAGAGUUCUGCAUGAAUUUUACAUAACGAUGUCGCUUAAAUGUGUACAGAAACAGCGUGUGAAAAGACAGUGCACCACGGUGAAUUCAAGUUAAUAACAUUGUCUCAUCGUCCAACAUGAGUGCAAGCGGCGAGGGUACAGAAAACCUCAAUAAAGAGGGAGAAACUCCAACCGCUACUGUUUCUGACGGUAAAAGUCCUACAAAAGACGAUAUUGAUGGCUGCAGUUUAAAAGAUAAUCUAAAUCCUAUUGUAGCAACUCCUAAAGCCGAUAGUUUAGAAGAUCCUGCUGAAAUAGAAGCUCUUAUCGAGAAAAAACUCUCAACCGAUAAAGAGAAAGGCUUAGAUGUAGACAGUGAAUUAGAUUUUGAACUGAAAUGGGAUGAUGACACCGACCCUAAUGAAAAUCAAGAUAUUGAUGAUAUAGACCUUGACAGUGCAGACAAAAAACUAGAAGACCAUGAAACAUCUAUAGAAAAGGAUAAAGACAAAGAAGCUGACAGUGCUCUUACAUCUACCGAUCAGAAUUUUGAUACUUUGGGGAAAGAGACGGGAAAUAGUUUUACAUCUAUAGAGAAAGAUCUUGAUAGUCUGGACAGAGAUACAGAGAGCUCUUCUUCGUCUAUAGAAAAAGAUGUUGAUAAAGAAACCGAAGGUAUUCUAAGCUCUAUUGAUGAGCACCUUGAUACUGCCAGCAAAGAAGUAGAACACCCAGUAAUAUCAGAAAAGAGAGAUGAUAAUAUUGACAGUGUAACUGAAGAAAGACCUGACCAAAACACUGUUCCCAAUAUUGAUUUGGAUGUGAAUACUAAAGCCAUGGAUGUUGCUGAAGAAUCUCUAAAAGAAAUUGAUAAUGAAACCGAGAUUAUCCCCACAAGCUCAAGUAAAGACCUUUUAAAUAAAGAAGUAACUGUUGCGGAGGAUAAAACUUUUAAUAUUGACACUAAUAUCAAAAUAGACAUGGCAGUUAAGACAUCGCCAGUUGAAUCUGAGGCGAACUCCUUGGAUGAACAUCUUGUCUAUUCUGAUGCAGAAGGUGAUCUUGAAGAUAAACAUUUAUUGGAUGAAAUCUAUGCAACUGACAUUAGUAACGAUAAAUUAGAACGUACUGAAAUACCCAUCGCAUCUGAACUUUUGUCUAGUCAAAAAGAUGAAAUUGUUGCAACUGACAAUAGUACCGAUAAAUUAGACCAUAGUGAAACAUCAUUUGCAUCUGAUCUUUUGACCACUCAGAAAGAUGAUAAAAAAACUUCUGAAAAAGAUGAAAAUGAAAUGGAAGUUGAUGCUGAUUUGACUAAAACUCAAGUGACACAAAAUUCUGAUCUAAAUGACACAAUUUCAUCAACCACUGCCAUGAAUACAUCAUCAUAUGAUAUCAAUAAAGACCAUGGAUUAGACACACCUGACGUUAUGAUUGAUAUUCCUACACAAGAAUUAAUUGAUACAUUUGAUGAUGCUGAUGAAACAUUUGAUAAUACUGAGGUCAGUGAAGAUGACCAAUCCGACAGUAAUAUUAUUGACAAACUUGAUAUUAUGGAAAAUACUGAAAAUUUGACAGAACCUAAAGUAAUUAAAGAUUUAACCAUCCCAGAAGAGAAAUUUUUAGAUGAAACUAAUAAUGUUGAUAAGCUAUUGACAGAUGAAAACCAAACUUCCAAUAAUAAAUUGGCAGAAGAGACUACUGAAACAGAAUGUAUGGACAUUGAUGUCAAUGAUACUGAGACAACAGAAAUACGAGAACUAGAAAAUGUUGCUGGUGUUGAAACAAACAAACCUAAUGAAGAAAAUGUUACUACACUAGAAGAAAAAGUAACUCACACUGAUAUUAUAUUAGAAGCAAAUUCAGAACAAACAAAAAUUCCGCAAGAUGCAUCUUUGAUUGAAGAAGAAAAAUCAAAUGAAGAAGACAAAACACCUAAACAUGUUGAUGAGGCACAACCAUCAACAUCUAAGUAUCAUCAAGAAUCUUCUGAUGAAGACCAGGAAGCAACUGAUAGUCUUGGUCUGCUAGCAGAGUCAUCAAGGGUUAUGGAUGAUGAAGAUGAACAGGAGCAGGAGCCGGAACCUGAGGAUGAUGAUGAUGAUGAAGACUUUGAUCAGGAUGAUGAAAGCAAUCAAAUGACUGCUGAACAUUCUGAAGACUCAAGCGCUCAACACUCAGAAGCGGAUGUUCCAAAAGAAACCAUGGAAGUUGAUGAAUCAAAUGAUGCUCAAGCGGAAGAGUCAAAUGACAUGGCUGAAAUGGAUACCCAUGGUGACUUGCCAGAUGCCACGGAGACUCCUGAUGAACUUGAUGAUGAGUCAAGUGAUGACAGGGAAGAGCUAGAUAUUCAGAUAGGACAGGUUCUUAGUCAGAAUGAGGUGGAAGAAGCUAUUGUGUUUUCACAGGCCCCGGAAACCUUGGAAGCGACUGAUGAGGCACAGAUAGCUGUAGAAGCCCUUCUUGAAGUUGAAAAGGCGAAAGAAAGUACAGAAGUACCUCAGGCCAGUCCGGCCGAAAAGGAAAGCGUAGAUCCAACGGAAUCUGAUGGAGACAGUGCAGCAAGCAGCAAGUUGAGGCAGCUGCUGCUCAGGGAUGGUGAAUCUUCUGCAGAACCAUCGGAAGAAAAGAAGUCACCAAGCAAAAUAAAGAAGUUAGAAAUAGCGAAGCCUAAGAACGAAAUCAACAUCGUUGAACUUGAAGAAAGUUCCUCUGAAGAUGGUAAGGACGUUCAAGUUGUGAAAAAGGCGGAAACACCAGCAUCACCCAAGGAUUUGACAUCGGUGACCAUACCCUCCGAAGUGGAAGUGAUGGCCACAGCUGCCGGAGAAACCUCCGACAUCCAGGUGAAAGAUGGGGAGGUGCGAGUGAGCGGGCUGCCGAAACCACAGGCACAGAAACCUACGCGGCUGAAUACCGACGAAAUAUCUAUCAAGACGGCUUCCGCAACGGAGCCUUUAGUCAUACCCGAAACAACAGCGGCUCCCAAAGCUGCAGAGUCAAAGGCUUCAAUUGAUUUUGGUCUGGAGAUAUUCAGCCUGGAUUCGGACGACGAAGAAACGGAAGUCAGGAGCAAACGUAAAAGCAAGCUAACCGCCGUAGAGCUAGACAAAGCCCGCCAGACCAACAAGUGCAUCACCAUGAAUUGCACGAGCGACGGAUCCGUACCGCUCGUCCGCCCAACACUGUCAGCUGCCAUAUAUUAUGCUGCGAACCAACAAAGAGGUGGCGGGCUAUGUUUGUAUUGUGCGAAGCGUUUUGAAGAGAGAAGUGAGAAACUAGUAGAAGGCGUGAAAGACCUCACCCCCUUCCUAUCGAUGGACAUGUGCUUGAUUCGCGAGGAGUUCGUCGAGAUAUCCGACUCGGACUCUGAAGAUGAACCAGACAUUGUGAAAAAUGAUAGCGAGGUCAUUGGGGAAAAGGGCGCUAAGUUUUUGGAAGAACAAUUAGCGGACAUUUUCAACGAGACGUGGAAGAAAUACAACAUGGAGGAGCGUCUGUUGAGCGCACAGACCGACAUUAAUACGGAAGUCGGCCAGUUGGAAGAGGAAAGCAUGCAAAUAGACGCCAUGCUGAACGAGUGCCAGAGGGAAACGGACAAGCUAAGAAACGACUUGUACGCUAUGUUCGCUGACGAUCGUACGGAAUUGCCGCCCAUUGCGAUCAUCGACACUCCUACUAAUCAGUGGUCCGGGCUAGAAGAUGGGGUUACUUCUCCACCACCAGUUCCUGAAACCAGAGAGAGACCCAAACGCCGUUCGGCGGCAGCGGCCGAGCCGCCGGCCAAGCGCGCCGCGAUCCCGCUCGGGUACGCGCCGCUAGAUGGCACUAGUACCAGCAAACCUGCGGAAUCGAAACCGGCUCCGUCUGCGGACUUGGCAGCUCAAAACGACGAUGACAACGCAGACAUCUCGGUGGUGAAGCUGUCGCUGGAGGCGGCGCCGGCCGGGCUGCCGCCGCCGGGCGUGGCCGCGCGCGCGCCGCUGCGCCCGAACAUGUCCGUGUACGCCAUGAAGAACUCCUUCGGCGCCUGGCACAAGGUCCGCAUACAGGAGGUCCAGCCGAAAACGCCCGGUCAAUUCACCAUGUGCCGUGUAAGAUUCGAGCAACCGAAAACAAUGACAAAGCUACUUCCGGCGCGCUGCCUGGCUUAUGAACAACCACCGGAAGUGCGGCUUACUAUUGGCACCAGGGUAGUCGCGCUGUUCAAAGACCACCGAGCCAGCGUCGAGAAGAAAGAAGAAGGUGAAAAGAAGGAGGCCUAUUACUCAGGCAUCGUGGCUGAGAUACCUAACCCCGUCAACAAUUUCAGAUACCUGAUAUUCUUCGAUGACGGCUAUGCCCAAUACGUGCAGCACGCCAACACACGCCUCGUCUGCGAGUGCGCCCCGCGCGUGUGGGACGAGGUGCACCCCUUCAGCCGUAACUUCGUGCGGGACUACCUGCGGGCGUACCCGGAGCGGCCCAUGGUGCGGCUGCACGCCGGCCAGAGCAUCAAGACCGAGUGGGACGGCAAAUGGUGGGUUUCCAAAGUCCUCCAAGUGGACGCUUCCCUGGUCCUGGUCUACUUCGAAGGCAAGAAAGACAACAAGACGGAGUGGAUAUACCGCGGCUCCACUCGCCUGGCCCCGCUGUACUUGGAGCUGCAGGCGGCGGAGCGGACCAGAGCCCGGCCCCUGCCAAGGGCGCAAGCUGCCCGUAGGUUCAACAUGCCGUACGUGGAGUACACGCGCUCGGACGAGGACAAGUCGGCGCCGGCCGCCACGCCGCAGCACACGCCGGCGCAGAUACAUGCGCAGAUGGAGCAAGAGAUCCGCCGCCAGCGCGCCGUGGCCAAGAAGUCCACCGCGCUGCCCCCCGCCGCCCCCGCCCCCGCCCCCUCCCACUGCCCCGCCCCCGCCCCCGCGCCGCCCGCCGCGCGCGACAACGUCACCAGCCGCGUCGUCUUUUACACACCCAAGAACGCCAUUAAGCCUCACAAGAUGGUCCCCCACACUUGCGGACCGAAAUGCAGGCGUACCGACGUGCUGGCUCUCAAAGAUCUACGCACAUACAACCCACUCACCAAACCUUUACUCAGCGGCUGGGAGAGGCAAACAGUGAGAUACCGCAUACCGGCUACCAAAGCGGUCAUGUACCGAGCCCCGUGCGGCCGUCGUAUUAGAAACUACGACGAACUACACCGAUACCUACAAGCUAUAGGCAGCGAUAUGGGCGUGGACUUAUUCGACUUCAACCCGGCUACGCACUGUUUGGCUGAGUUCUUGCUGAAUAAGUGUCUUAUUAGCAAAAAGGAUCUGUCCCACGGCAAAGAGAACGUCCCAGUCCCGUGCGUGAACUACUACGACUCGUCACUACCAGAGUUCUGCUCCUACAACACAGAACGCACGCCCACGGCCGGCGUGCCUCUCAACCUCGACCCCGAGUUCCUAUGCGGCUGUGACUGUACCGAUGAUUGUGCUGUAAGUGUCAUGUUAGAGUCACUACCAGAGUUCUGCUCCUACAACACAGAACGCACGCCCACGGCCGGCGUGCCUCUCAACCUCGACCCCGAGUUCCUAUGCGGCUGUGACUGUACCGAUGAUUGUGCUGUAAGUGUCAUGUUAGAGUCACUACCAGAGUUCUGCUCCUACAACACAGAACGCACGCCCACGGCCGGCGUGCCUCUCAACCUCGACCCCGAGUUCCUAUGCGGCUGUGACUGUACCGAUGAUUGUGCUGUAAGUGUCAUGUUAGAGUCACUACCAGAGUUCUGCUCCUACAACACAGAACGCACGCCCACGGCCGGCGUGCCUCUCAACCUCGACCCCGAGUUCCUAUGCGGCUGUGACUGUACCGAUGAUUGUGCUGUAAGUGUCAUGUUAGAGUCACUACCAGAGUUCUGCUCCUACAACACAGAACGCACGCCCACGGCCGGCGUGCCUCACAACCUCGACCCCGAGUUCCUAUGCGGCUGUGACUGUACCGAUGAUUGUGCUGUAAGUGUCAUGUUAGAGUCACUACCAGAGUUCUGCUCCUACAACACAGAACGCACGCCCACGGCCGGCGUGCCUCUCAACCUCGACCCCGAGUUCCUAUGCGGCUGUGACUGUACCGAUGAUUGUGCUGUAAGUGUCAUGUUAGAGUCACUACCAGAGUUCUGCUCCUACAACACAGAACGCACGCCCACGGCCGGCGUGCCUCUCAACCUCGACCCCGAGUUCCUAUGCGGCUGUGACUGUACCGAUGAUUGUGCUGUAAGUGUCAUGUUAGAGUCACUACCAGAGUUCUGCUCCUACAACACAGAACGCACGCCCACGGCCGGCGUGCCUCUCAACCUCGACCCCGAGUUCCUAUGCGGCUGUGACUGUACCGAUGAUUGUGCUGUAAGUGUCAUGUUAGAGUCACUACCAGAGUUCUGCUCCUACAACACAGAACGCACGCCCACGGCCGGCGUGCCUCUCAACCUCGACCCCGAGUUCCUAUGCGGCUGUGACUGUACCGAUGAUUGUGCUGUAAGUGUCAUGUUAGAGUCACUACCAGAGUUCUGCUCCUACAACACAGAACGCACGCCCACGGCCGGCGUGCCUCUCAACCUCGACCCCGAGUUCCUAUGCGGCUGUGACUGUACCGAUGAUUGUGCUGUAAGUGUCAUGUUAGAGUCACUACCAGAGUUCUGCUCCUACAACACAGAACGCACGCCCACGGCCGGCGUGCCUCUCAACCUCGACCCCGAGUUCCUAUGCGGCUGUGACUGUACCGAUGAUUGUGCUGUAAGUGUCAUGUUAGAGUCACUACCAGAGUUCUGCUCCUACAACACAGAACGCACGCCCACGGCCGGCGUGCCUCUCAACCUCGACCCCGAGUUCCUAUGCGGCUGUGACUGUACCGAUGAUUGUGCUGUAAGUGUCAUGUUAGAGUCACUACCAGAGUUCUGCUCCUACAACACAGAACGCACGCCCACGGCCGGCGUGCCUCUCAACCUCGACCCCGAGUUCCUAUGCGGCUGUGACUGUACCGAUGAUUGUGCUGUAAGUGUCAUGUUAGAGUCACUACCAGAGUUCUGCUCCUACAACACAGAACGCACGCCCACGGCCGGCGUGCCUCUCAACCUCGACCCCGAGUUCCUAUGCGGCUGUGACUGUACCGAUGAUUGUGCUGUAAGUGUCAUGUUAGAGUCACUACCAGAGUUCUGCUCCUACAACACAGAACGCACGCCCACGGCCGGCGUGCCUCUCAACCUCGACCCCGAGUUCCUAUGCGGCUGUGACUGUACCGAUGAUUGUGCUGACAAAAGCAAAUGCGCUUGCUGGAAGAUGACGCUAGAGGGCGCUCGCACCAUUGGUCUAGACACGAACGAAGUUGGCUACGUGUACAAGCGGCUGCCCGAGCCUCUGCCCUCCGGCAUCUAUGAGUGCAACAGCAGAUGUAAAUGCAAGCAGACCUGCUUGAACAGAGUGGCACAACAUCCUUUGCAGCUGAAAUUACAGGUGUUCAAGACAGCGAACCGCGGCUGGGGCAUCCGCGCGCUCAACGACGUGCCGAAGGGCGCCUUCCUGUGCGUGUACGCCGGCAACCUGCUCACCGACGCCACCGCCAACCUGGACGGCUUGAACGAGGGCGACGAGUAUCUCGCAGAGCUGGACUACAUAGAAGUGGUCGAGCAGAUGAAGGAAGGUUUCGAAGAAGACAUACCCGAGGACGCCAAGAAAGCGGACGAGCUAGCCCGAGGCUACCUCUUGCAGGAGGAAAACGAAUCGUCAUCAGUGUCCUCAUCGUCUGACGAGGAACGGGAAAAGCAAGAUGGCGACGACGACUUCCGGCCAGCUAUGCCGGCGGGGCAGUACACGCCGUCGGAGUACAGCAAGCGCCUCCGCAAGCGGGAGAAAUGCAAGAAGGCGAAAGAGAAGGAAGAAAGAGAAAAGAAACAGAAAGAAAAGGACGGCAACGAAGACUGCAUCACCAUCAGCGACGACGAAGAAUUGAGAGAGCCGGCUCACUUCUCCGCGCAGGCCGGCAUGGGAGGCAAGGAAUUUGUCUCUAAAUACAAAUCUGUGCGCAAAUUAUUCGGCAAAGACGAGGCGUGCUACAUCAUGGACGCCAAGGUUCAGGGCAACAUCGGCAGAUAUCUCAAUCACUCAUGCACUCCAAACGUGUUCGUCCAGAACGUGUUCGUGGACACGCACGACCCGCGCUUCCCCUGGGUCGCGUUCUUCGCGCUGUCCCAGAUCCGCGCCGGCACCGAGCUCACCUGGAACUAUAACUACGACGUGGGCUCGGUUCCCGGGAAGGUGCUGUAUUGCUAUUGCAAUGCGCCCAACUGCAGGGGAAGAUUGUUGUAAGAAAAUUCCAAAUAGUAACUGAUGAACAGACAUACUUAAUGUUUUCAAACUCGAUGGGUGCGCUGACAGGUCAUUUCAAUGAGAUUUCGCGUGAUUUGGGGUUUUUAGGUUGUAAAUUAUGACAACUGUACGAAAUUGGUUAUUUACCAGUCGCUUUUCGAUGAAGGAAAACAUAGUGAGGGAACCGGACUAAUCCCAGUAAGCCACCAAACUAGAGGGUAAACUAGUGCCUACGCCAAUUCUGGGAAUUAGUUGCCAAGCGGACCCCAGGCUUUGCAAAAUUUUCUUUGACAAUACACCUCUAUUUCAAAUUGUCUUUGAUAUUAUCUAUCAUUCAUGUGGUUUCACAAAUAACAGACGAGGGUAGAUAAUCAUUAAAACGUAUCUCCCACUAUCAGUUAAUCAUUGUCAGUCCUCAAAUAACAUCAAUUUAUUUAAAAUGUAGUAUUUCCACUAGUUCCAAUUAUAUAAAUGUAUUUAAGCUUAAAAUUUCAUCUAUAGUUCAAAUCGAGAUGUUAACAAGUACAUAUAGAAAAUGUUUGAAGCGCAGAGUGAAUAGAAAACCUAUGAGAUGUAUGUUGCUAUGUAAUCUUUUUUAACACGAAUAGCCGAAUCGUCUUAGUCGAAUAUUAGGAGAAAAUGAUUUUUUUAAGCUCUUAUACUUAUUUGACCUGAGGCAGAGUAAAAAUUUAAAUAGAAAAUGAACCCGUCGGCUGUAAUGUUUGAAUUAAGAUUUCCUAUACCAAAUUAUAACUUAGUAUAAUAUUCAUUUCGAUACGCUGCAGUCAACUAUAAAAAAUUCAUGCCGCGGCCUUCCCAUAGAAAAGACUAAACGGGGGACGGGCGAGCGAGGGACUUCGCGCGUUUAUGUCUUUUGUAUUACAUUUUUGUCUACUGAGAUACUUACCAAUUUUCAUUACUUAUUUAGGUUUUAAAGUAUAAAACUAUUAUUUUAGAUGACUCGUAGAAAAAGUAUUGUAUACAAUAGUAAUAUAAUCAAGCUUGUCAUUCUUGUUCCUUACUUAGGCAACUCAGCAAGCUUCGUUGCCUAAACACGGUACUCGACUGAAAAGCUCUCUAUUAUAUGACGAUCGUAUAAAAUGCUAUUAAUAUAUGACGUUUCGUGAGUUUCCAAUGGUCCCACUACCCAAUGAUUCACACUGAAAAAUAUGAGUGGUUUGUAUUGUUUCCCAUGAAGUUUUAAGUCAUAAUGUAUUGUUUGUCCACAUUUUCGUUAGUCAUUAUUUGUUUUUUCUCAGCAAACGCGUAACUUCUCAGGAUUGCAAUAAAACAAACCUAACUAUAGGAUAUCCUUACGAAAAUCCUGAGAAGUUAACGGUUUCAGAAUUAUGACUAAUGAUAAUCUGACAACAACUAUAACAUUAUGACUUUCAAUAAUUAUGUCAAACAUAAGGAUCCGGUGGUUUUUUUUUUUAUACUACGUCGGUGGCAAACAAGCAUACGGCCUGCCUGAUGGUAAGCAGUCUCCGUAGCCUAUGUACACCUGCAACUCCAGAGGAGUUACACUUAUUUUUAUAGGAAUGUUACCACUGCUGCCUUAAAAUAAGGUUAAAGGUGCCAACAUGGGUGGGGUCGAUAGGGUAACAUUUCCAGUCUAAAUUUGUCAGCUGAUUGCUCGGUUUAAAUAAGUUUGAGAUGCUUACAUUAAUUAAGUUUUAGGUUAAGAUCAUUGUAUGUCACUGUAUGUGUACUGUAUUUGUAAAUGUUCAAGUUCAAGGUAAUUUCAAUAAAUAGAAAUCGAGUAAA